AUGAAAGAUUCAAUUUUUGAUGAAAGAGAAGAGUUAAUGGUUUCACCAUUAGGUGGAAUCCCACAACUAAGAAAAGCCCAUUUCUUGAAAUCCAUUGUUUCUUCCUUUGAAGGUCCAAAUUUGAAGCUUCCUUCACUACCCUUUUCAUCUGAAUCUGAAUGGCCAUUGAAAGUUUCCUUCAAUGGUGUUAGGCAUCAGCAGAUCAAAUGGAAGAAAUGGGUUGAAACAUGGAGUCUGUCCAUCAUUCCGUGUGGAAAGCUGCUGGUAUUUAUGAUGCUAUUAUGGGGUCUUUGUGUAAAGUCCAUAUAUGAUGAUUUUGGGAGGGUUACGUUCUCUGUCUUGGGUGGCCCUGUAUUAUUCUCUCUUCAAUCCCCGGAGUUGGUAGAAAUUGAAGAAAAUCUUGAAAAGGUGCAAAGGGACCUUGUCCGAUUGAAGGCUGAUAAUCAUAAUAGGUGGUUGAAUCUUUUCAUUGACAGUGGAAGGGAUUUUGAGCAUGAAGCUUUUCUUGCUCUUUGGUUAUCGAGAUUUGUGUUUCCGGGUAAUGAGUAUGAUAAAAUAGGUAGACAUGUUUUCCCUAUAGCUGUUAAUCUUGCUAGAGGUACACGACUAGCGUUUGCUCCAGCUGUUCUUGCUAGCAUUUAUAGGGACUUGAGCUUGUUGAAACAGACUAUGAUAAUGGCUUCAUCAAAUGAGCCAAGUAGUAAUGGAGAGGAUGGAUACGGAUUUAACAUUCUAGAAUUUAGUCUUUGGGCACCAUUGUUUUUUGUUCAAGUUUGGGCCUGGGAGAGGUUGGUAACUUUGCGGCCGGAAUAG
This is a messenger RNA of Capsicum annuum, 813 nucleotides long. RefSeq lists its product as uncharacterized. Gene Ontology annotation, biological process: meristem maintenance; meristem development. The transcript is spliced from 2 exons. NCBI's taxonomy places the organism in Eukaryota, Viridiplantae, Streptophyta, Magnoliopsida, Solanales, Solanaceae. The record is from RefSeq and is a predicted model, not a curated record. Bases 1 to 813 code for a protein of 270 amino acids.